Plasmopara halstedii is the source of this 585-nucleotide messenger RNA. Its product is annotated as retrovirus-related gag-pol polyprotein. NCBI's taxonomy places the organism in Eukaryota, Oomycota, Peronosporomycetes, Peronosporales, Peronosporaceae. Bases 1 to 585 code for a protein of 194 amino acids. The transcript has a single exon. The record is from RefSeq and is a predicted model, not a curated record.
AUGCUUGAGCUGGGGUUCAAGAAGUGUGAGGCCGACCACUGUAUCUACGUCAAAAGAAAUGACAAUAACAUGAUCUUCGUGGCUCUUUACGUUGAUGACUUGGUGAUUGCAAGCAACAAUAAUGGGUUACUCAAGUCAACAAAGAAUGCACUCAGCGAGCGUUUUGCUAUGACGGAUUUGGGCCGACUCAAGUACUUUCUUGGCAUCGAGAUUGAACAAGAUGAGUCUACUGGAAGUGUUUCGAUGCGUCAGACCAAGUUUGCAAAUGAUAUUUUGAAGAAGUUCAGCAUGGAAAACAGCAAUUCAGUCAAGACCCCUCAAGACCCAGGACUCAUAUUGACCAAGGCUAUGUGUGAAGGCGGCUGCAAGCACGAAGAGACAAUGAUCAAUGUACCAUAUCGCAAUGCUGUUUGUUGCCUCAUGUACCUAAUAGUUAGGACUAGGCCGGACCUCGCCGCUGCUGGGGGAGUUCUUAGCCAAUUUGCGACAGAUCCGUGUCCUUCACAUUGGCAAGCACUCAAGCGUGUGUUUUGUUACAUUCAAGGCACCAAGACUUUCGGCAUCAAAUUUCAGGCAACAAAGUGA